AUGUUCCCCCAAAAAUGUUAUGGAUGCAAAACAUCAAAAACAUACAACACCAGGUAUUCGCUGGUCGUCACCGACCCAACUACUAAUCCGGCCCUCAUUGGCUUAUCUAUGGGAGAGCGGACGGGAUCCCGAGUUUUCCAAUGGGUAUGGUCGUAUGUGGUAGCGAAGAGAAGUAAAGUUGGCUAUAUCGUGGGCGAUCAAAGGGCAGAAUUUGAUCUCAACUUCCAAUCCACUAAGUAA
Messenger RNA from Colletotrichum lupini, 240 nucleotides. RefSeq lists its product as uncharacterized. The record is from RefSeq and is a predicted model, not a curated record. The transcript has 3 exons. NCBI's taxonomy places the organism in Eukaryota, Fungi, Ascomycota, Sordariomycetes, Glomerellales, Glomerellaceae. Bases 1 to 240 code for a protein of 79 amino acids.